CUCCCCCGUCUCCAAUGCGAGUUUCGACACAACACUUCCUCUCUACGGCUCUGGGUUCAGCGGGGGUUCAGACAGUCGGAGGCAACCGCGACCUCAGAGCUACUUCUUGUUCUCCAGUAUUAAGGACCGCAGAAAGAGUGGAGGUUGGUUGAAAAGCAUGGAGGAUCAAGAAGCAUUCAAAUACAGUCCAAGAAGAGGUGGUGCUAGCUUUCAAUCUCUGUCAGACUUUGAGCCAGGCUUGCACCUCCACCGUCCUCCUCGAGUCCACCUGUCAGAUGAUGUACCAGUUUAUAGCUGUGAUUCAGAGCUGAGGAAAAAUGUACAUGCUUCUGGAGAUCAUGACCGGGCAAAAGAGGCUUUGCUUCCUGAAGGAGGUGGCCGAUCCAUCUCCAAACUCAAAGACAAACUUGAUUCUGGUGACAUUCUGUUGGGAGAUGAGGAUGAGGACUCAGAUGAUGAACCAGCUGUCCUCUCUCUCUCUGGUAUGUCACCUGCUGAAAGCAUCUUGGAUGAAGAGCUCCUCCUGGACCAGACCAAGGACACGAGCACAAAGACUGAAGUCUGGCGAACUGAGUGGCACAAGAACCACAUGGCAGCAAUAAGUAGUGUGAAGUUUGACAGCCUCCUGAAGAUGUCUCCGGAUUUCCAAGGCUGCAAGAGUCACAUGGCAGCAUUUGUCUUAAUAAGGGAAGUGUUGGAUACAGCAGGUUGUCCUUGUGAGCAUUAUACGGUGGUGGCAUUGGGAGCUGGCCGUUCAAGCUGCAGUAAGUGGCUUUGCUACAAUGGGACAAUGGUUCAUGACUGCCAUGCCAUCGUCAUUGCCAGACGGGCUCUUUUAAGGUUUCUGUACAAACAGCUUCUGCUGUUCUUUGACGCUGAUCCAAAUGCCAGGGAGAACUGUAUUUUCGAGAGUAGCGCAGACAGCCAUCAGCUCCAACUCAAACCCAAGAUCAACCUGCAUCUCUACACCAAUCAGUGUCCUGAAGGAGCGGCUAAGAACUUCUACUUCAAGGGCCCCGCGAGCAACAGUUGGACCGUUAUGAAGCUGCAGUAUCACACUAAGGGCCUGCUGGUCCCUGUAGCUUACCUUGACCCGAGUCUCUGGGGCGCCAGAGUCUGCUGCAUGUCUGGUAGUGACAAGUUGUGUCGCUGGACUGUGACCGGCGUUCAGGGUGCACUACUGAGCCACUUCAUUCAGCCUCUCUACAUCACCAGCAUGGUGCUAGGAGGCCAGAAGCACAUUGAUGAGGAAGUGUCUGAUAUCACCAACAAGCGACUGGGUGACGGAUGGGAGGACUUCCUGCCGCCGUCCUACAAAAAGCACAACAUCUUCCUUGUCUGUGGCAACUAUGUGGGCCCUGUUGUGACCUCCUCGCAGCACGACGACCUCAGCAUCAACUGGUGUCUCGGUGACAAGGACAUUGAAGUUCUGGAUAGUAGCAAGGGCUUCAUCGUUGAUGGCUCUCCCUCUGUGAGUGGGCCUGGCUUCUCCAGCAGACUUUGCAAGAGAGCCCUCUACAGUUAUUUCCUCCGAGUUGCACAGCUGGGUGGGCAUAGCUAUCUGCUGGAACUUCCCACCUACCACAGUGUCAAGGUUGAAGCUGCCGUCUACCAGACAGUCAAAGAAUUGGUCAAAGAACAGUUUCUGAGAAUCCAAGCGGGUCCGUGGAAUUCGAAAAAGCUUGUGGAUUUCUUUACUGCUUAAAUGUUUUUCAAGAAACCGGCCAUGUAGAAGUUUAUUCAAGUUCCUCUUGAGAUUUUGUUUACUGUUGUUCUGUGCACUGAUUACCGUUAACAGUAAUUUUAGUUUUGUUUUAUUCCUAACAUUGGUGUUUUCAGUUUGUGUAGGUGUUUGAGAAAAAUAAACCAGACCCUACUGUUGUGCACUGCUGGGAAGUCGUCAGUUUGAAUGAGUUGUGGGUGGAAACAUGUUGCUUAAAGGCUAAAGCUUAAAGGGAACAUUUUCACUGCCCUGUCAAGUUGGACUGAGCAACAUUGUCGCUCUGUUGUUCUGUAGCCAAAAGCUUGUACUAAUUAAAAACAAAGCAAGUUGUUUUGGAUAUACUGAACAAAUUUUGCAACCAGUCAUUGGUAGACAGAGGCCAUCAUGCACAGGUAGUUACUUUGUAUUUUGUCCUUCACUAUCAUAUGA
Messenger RNA from Lates calcarifer (barramundi perch), 2152 nucleotides. RefSeq names its product adenosine deaminase domain containing 2 (gene adad2). NCBI's taxonomy places the organism in Eukaryota, Metazoa, Chordata, Actinopteri, Centropomidae. Gene Ontology annotation, molecular function: double-stranded RNA adenosine deaminase activity; tRNA-specific adenosine deaminase activity; double-stranded RNA binding. Gene Ontology annotation, cellular component: cytoplasm; nucleolus. The coding region runs from base 158 to 1705 and encodes 515 amino acids. Gene Ontology annotation, biological process: RNA processing; adenosine to inosine editing. The transcript has 11 exons. The record is from RefSeq and is a predicted model, not a curated record.